This is a messenger RNA of Dipodomys spectabilis (banner-tailed kangaroo rat), 6297 nucleotides long. It is a transcript of the gene Kif27, whose product is annotated as kinesin family member 27. Gene Ontology annotation, biological process: microtubule-based movement; mitotic spindle organization. The transcript has 18 exons. The record is from RefSeq and is a predicted model, not a curated record. Gene Ontology annotation, molecular function: microtubule binding; ATP binding; microtubule motor activity. The coding region runs from base 158 to 4351 and encodes 1397 amino acids. NCBI's taxonomy places the organism in Eukaryota, Metazoa, Chordata, Mammalia, Rodentia, Heteromyidae.
GUUGCCGUGAGAACCUUGACAACAAAAGGCCCGGGCGGCGGCUGAGGCGCGGUAGAGUCAAGUCGAGGACUUCUGCGCCCCCUCCCGAAACCAGCGCUUUCCCGGGCCGGAGUCCAGUAAAAUGGAUGUUUCUCACACUAGAUACUGAACAGCUGCCAUGGAAGAAAUACCAGUAAAAGUCGCCGUAAGAAUUAGACCUCUGCUUUGUAAAGAAGUUCUUCAUAAUCAUCAAGUUUGUGUGAGAGUUAUUCCAAACACCCAGCAAAUUAUCAUUGGGAGAGAUAGAGUUUUUACUUUUGAUUUUGUUUUUGGCAAAAAUUCCACUCAAGAUGAAAUUUAUAAUACAUGUAUAAAGCCCCUAGUGUUGUCACUCAUUGAGGGCUAUAAUGCAACUGUUUUUGCCUAUGGACAGACUGGAUCUGGGAAGACAUACACCAUUGGAGGAGGUCAUGUUGCAUCAGUAGUGGAGGGUCAAAAGGGUAUCAUUCCUCGAGCUAUACAAGAAAUAUUUCAAAGCGUCUCUGAAAAUCCUAACAUUGACUUUAAUAUAAAAGUAUCCUACAUAGAAGUAUACAAAGAGGACCUAAGAGAUCUUCUAGAACUGGAGACAUCCAUGAAGGAUCUUCACAUCCGAGAAGAUGAAAAAGGGAACACAGUGAUUGUUGGGGUCAAAGAAUGCCAUGUGGAGAGUGUGGAUGAAGUGAUGAGUCUCCUAGAGGUGGGGAAUGCCGCUAGACAUACGGGUACCACGCACAUGAAUGAGCACUCCAGCAGGUCACAUGCAAUUUUUACAAUCAGCAUUUGUCAAGUUGAGAAAAAUGCAGAGGCAUCUGAUGAUGGAUCAUGGUAUUCCCAUCGGCAUAUCAUCUCCAAGUUCCAUUUUGUAGAUUUGGCUGGAUCAGAACGAGUAACCAAAACAGGGAAUACCGGUGAACGGUUCAAAGAAUCCAUUCAAAUCAACAGUGGAUUGCUGGCUUUAGGAAAUGUAAUAAGUGCCCUUGGGGACCCACGCAGGAAGAGCUCACAUAUUCCAUACAGGGAUGCUAAAAUUACUCGGCUUCUGAAAGACUCCCUGGGAGGCAGUGCCAAGACUGUCAUGAUCACCUGUGUCAGCCCAUCCUCCUCAGAUUUUGAUGAGUCUUUAAAUUCUCUCAAAUAUGCCAACAGAGCUCGCAACAUUAGAAACAAACCCACUUUAAACUUUAGCCCCAAGUCAGACCGUAUGGAUGAAAUGGAAUUUGAAAUUAAGUUGCUGAGAGAAGCUUUGCAAAGCCAGCAGGCUAGCGUCAGCCGAACUAGCCAGGUCCUUGGAGAGAGCACUCCUGAUAAAAAUAGGAUCCAUUCUCUAGAGGAACAAGUAGCUCAGCUACAAGGGGAAUGUCAGGACUACCAAAAUUGUAUAGAGGAAGCCUUUACCUUCCUAGUGGACCUAAAAGAUGCUGUUAGAUUAAACCAGAAGCAGCAAGAUCAACUUCAGGAGUGGUUUAACAUGACCCAAGAGGUCAGAAAGGCCGUCCUUACUUCAUUCCAAGGAAGCCAGGGCAGUGGAGACCUGGAAGAAGGACCACAGCAUGUUACAGUUCUCCAGCUGAAGAGAGAGCUUAAGAAAUACCAGUGUGCUCUGGCUGCUGCUGACACUAUAUUUAAUCAGAAGGAACUGGAGGUGAAGGAACUAAAGAAACAAGUGCAAGAGUUGAUGCAGGAAAACAAAGGAUAUAUUGUAUCUUUGAAAGAAGCUCAGAAAGUGAAUAGAUUACAGAAUGAAAAAAUAAUAGAACAGCAACUUCUUGUGGAUGAACUGAGUGAAAAAUUAACAAAACUUAACCUGUCAGUGACUUGUUCAGUUAAGGAAAAUUGUGGAGAUGGGCCUGAUACUAGAAUUCCUGAAAAGAGACCAUAUACUGUACCAUUUGAUGCUCAUUUGGGGCAUUAUAUUUAUAUCCCAUCAAGACGAGACUCCAGAAAGGUCUACUCAAGUCCUCCUAUGUACUCUCUGGAUCAAGUAUUUGCUGGAUUUCGAUCACGAAGUCAGAUGCUCUUGGGUUGCAUAGAAGAACAAGAUGAAGUCCUCCACUGCCAAUUUUCAGAUAACAGUGAAGAUGAAGAAUCAGAUGGCCAAGAAAAAUCUAGAAUUGGAAAUCAUCAGUGGAUUAAAAAGCCAGCUUCUAUUUGUUCUCUUGUUGAGUUGAAUGAUAUUCAGGAUGAAACGCAAAAGUCAAGUUUGGGAAAUGAAGGUACACAGACUUUCUCAAAUUUAAAGAUUGAAUGUCUUCGGAAGAGUCAAGAGUCAAAUUUGCAAAAAUUAAGGAGUUCAGAACUCAUACUUAAUGAAGCUAAACAAAAAAUGAGAGAACUUACAAUUAACAUCAAGAUGAAAGAAGAUCUGAUUAAAGAGCUAAUAAAAACAGGUAAUGAUGCCAAAUCUGUAAGCAAGCAGUAUUCUCUCAAAGUAACAAAACUAGAGCAUGAAGCAGAGCAGGCAAAAGUGGAGCUGACUGAAACACAGAAGCAGCUACAGGAACUGGAAAACAAAAAUCUUUCUGAUACUGCUUUGAAGGUCAAAUUACAGAAAGAAUUCCGUAAAAAGAUGGAUGCUGCAAAGAUGAGAAUCCAGGUCUUACAGAAGAAGCAACGAGAUAGUAAGAAUUUUGCAUCAUUGUCGAUCCAUAAUGAGAAACGUGCCCAUGAACUAGAGCAGAAUGUAGAUCACAUGAAAUACCAAAAAGUACAGCUGCAAAAAAGACUUCGAGAGGAAAAUGAAAAAAAGAAGCAACUGGAUGAAGAAAUUCAGCGAGAUCAACGGAAAAUCAAAGAGCUCCAGUUAAAAAACAAACAGGAAGAAGAUCUAAAACUAAAAGCUCAGGACAUUGACGCAUGUUACUUGCAACGGAGAAAAGGCCUUUUUGGACAGGUAGAACCACUCCAGAAAUUGGAUGAGCAAAAGAAAUGGUUAGAUGAGGAAGUAGAGAAAGUUCUGAACCAACGCCAAGAAUUAGAACAGCUGGAAGAAGACCUAAAGAAACGGGAAGCCAUAGUUUCUAAGAAGGAGGCCUUGCUACAGGAGAAGAGCCACCUGGAGAGUAAGAAGUUGAGAUCUAGUCAGGCCUUAAGCACUGAUAGUUUGAAAAUAUCAACUCGCCUGAACUUGUUGGACCAGGAAUUGUCUGAAAAGAAUAUGCAGUUUGAAAGCAGUACUGCUGAGGAGAAAAUAAAGAUUUCAGAACAAGUUCAAGUUCUUCAGAAAGAAAAGGAUCUUCUCCAGAGACAAAGAAACAGUGUGGAUGAGAAACUUAAAAAUGGUAGAGUUCUAUCACCUGAAGAAGAACAUGUUCUUUUCCAACUUGAAGAGGGCAUUGAAGCUUUGGAGGCUGCAAUUGAAUACAAGAAUGAAAGUAUCCAGAGCCGCCAGGACUCACUUCGAGCAUCAUUCCAAAAUCUUUCUCAGAGUGAAGCAAAUGUCUUGGAGAAACUCAUUUGCCUGAAUCCUGUUGAGACUAGAGCUAUCCUUUUCAGAUACUUCAAUAAGGUGGUUAAUUUACGAGAAGCAGAGCGAAAACAACAGUUAGAAAAUGAAGAGAUUAAAUUAAAGGUUCUUGAACAGGAUAAUAUGGUUCGUGAGUUGAAAUCUGCACUGGAUCAUCUGAAGUUACAGUGUGAUCGGAGGCUCACCCUGCAACAAAAGGAACACGAGCAAAAGAUGCAGCUGUUGUUACAUCAUUUCAAAGAGCAAGAUGGAGAAGGUAUUAGAGAAACUUUAAAAACAUAUGAAGAUAAAAUCCAGCAGUUGGAAAAAGAUCUUUAUUUCUAUAAGAAAACCAGCAGAGAUCUUAAGAAGAAGCUUAAAGAAGUGGCACGCGAAGCAGUUCAGUGGCAACUAGCAUUGUCAGAACAUCGUGAUGCUGGAGAUGGAGUCCUGAUUCCGGAAGAAACAAGUGUGUUUUCAGAAGAAUUAAAAUGGGCAUCCAGAACUGAAAAUGCAAAAUUAAGUGGAAAAGAAAAAGAAGUGGACAGUUUCCCAAGCAAACCACAUUCUCAGUUUUGGGAUGAUAUCCCAGAGUUACCUGCAGUUAAUAGCUCUGUAGCACCCUCUAGUGGACAAUUAAGCAAUAUGGAUAAAAUAGAUGAAAAUCAUUUUAUAUAUUCUCACAGUCGAACAUCACCCCUAAUUCAGCCAGUAGAAAAUGUGGGACAACUUCAUGGUAUCACACCUGUAAAACUGUGUCGCAAAGAAUUACGUCAGAUUUCUGCCAUGGAACUCUCAUUACGACGUUCCAAUCUUGGAGUAGGAGUUGGAUCAAUGACUGCUGAUUCCAUUGAAGUAUCUAGGAAACAGAGUGAUUUUAAAACUUAGGCAUUUAACAGUAGAACCUUUAAUUUAGUGAAUAAAAAAAAAUAAAAAUAUUUCUUUUCCUAACCUGUUAAAAAUUAAAACUCAAGCUCACUAGGAUCCAAGAAAAAGGAAAGGAUUGAAUUUCUCAUCUUUUUGUAUAUUUAUGGACCUGCUAUAGUGUAUUUCUGGAAUUCCAAUUUGCAUUUCCAUAGUAAUCAAACAAUUUUAUUCAAAUAUUUGAUAACAUUUAAAUAUUUCCACUUAUAAGAUGCACACAUAAAUUUUCAGGCAUUUUAUUUCAUUUUUUUCAGGCAUACUUGAAGAAUAUUUGAAGAAUAGACUAACUUGUCCUUCAAAUGCAUAUUAUAGCAUUAUGUUGUAGCAUAUUACAAUAUACAAUAACUAUUGCUGUUAUUCUAAAAUACAAAUGUAUUUCUAUGUUUAGGAAAUCCAACUAAGUAUUUAGCUUGUAUCAGAAGGGGUCACCAGUUGCAUAUGUUUUGGAUGGAUUUGUUUUAUAUUAUUAGUUUGCUAAUAGAACAAAUGUUUCACUUUCUUCUGUCCUAUGCAGUCAGAAUGGGAAAGUAUUGGACAUAAUUCCAUGCAACAGGGUAGCAGUAAUAGAUUCAGCAAAGAAAUCUAACAUUCCAAGGAAAAGAACACUGGUGUGAGCAGCCAGGCCACAUGGAGUGUCUGUAAAGCUUGAAGUCUAGCCAAGGCAUCUUUAGCCAACAUGUGCUUAAGUAUGGCAGCUUGCCUCAUCAAGUUUUUUGCAGGCCAAACUACACUGGGGCUGUGAAUAUGUAAAUGAAAGUUUUGCUAAAAUUGCCCUUCGAGUUUUUCUUUUGUCAAAAUUUUACAUAAUAUUUAGAAUUAACUGAACAAUUUGACCACCAGUUCUUUUCCACCAUCUUUCCCCAUCAUGGGUAACAUUCCACUAUCAAGACCUGAGGUAUUAUUUUGUUACUUUUUAAUACUUUACCAGACAUUGACUUCUAAACCAAAGUUGAGUUUCUUGGACUAGUCACUGAUGUUGCUCAAUAAGAGCCGCUGUGCUUCCAUGCUGAGUCCAUUUGUUUUUAUUGAAACAGCCACAGACACUUUUUUAUAUUCUUUCUUCUGUUGCUGCUGGUCUGACCAUCACUCCUAAGACCUAAUCUGUUUCCUUUCAUUAGAACACCAAUGACCUCCAUCCUUUUUCUACUCGCUAGCCCCAACAGACUAGAGUUCCUUGUCUUAUUGCUAAAGAAACAAUUCUUAAAAGGAAAGAGAAACUUCUAAAUAGUUUUUUUAAUCUCUUAAGCAUGGUGCUAAAAUAAAAUCAUAAGUUAAAUAGAUUUCUUUGGAUUUACGUUGGAACUGAACAGUUUGUAGCAUUAGUCUAAUGAGAAAUUGCCUCUCCUAAGGUUCAGACAACUAAUUUACAAACUAACAUAGAACGUUAUUUUAUCUGGUCAUUUUCUGGUUUACCCUUAGUCUUCCUAUUUGCCUUUCAUUUACAUGUCGGUCGUAUAGCAAAAGCCUUCAAUAAAAUAUAGGAAUUAUACAUUUAUUAGUAAAUAUACAUUUAUUCAUGAGUCAUAAUAAUAAAUUCCUUAUAAGAUUAUAUAAUGUGCUAUUAGCUAUGAGUAAUUCAUAUGAGAAUGUAUUCCGAUACUAGAAUGGUGCCUACUCAAGGAAUAACAAAGCAAAAGCUAUAUUAAAUUACAGUGAUUUGAUUUGAUAAUGCAAAAGUGAAUUGACCACUAGUAACAAAGUUGUGAUAUUUUCCCCUGUCUUUGAUUAGCUGUUUACCCUUUAUUAUACUAUGAUAUAUUUCAUGCACAUACUCGAAACAAAUAAUGCAAAUAACAUAUUCUGGAACUUAAUUUAACUUCUGGUUAUUGUAGGUUAAUCAAUACUCUUAACAAAGGAAACAAAAAAUAAAGUACCUCAUUUAGGACAAAUAAAAUUAUUUUAAAUUUAAA